Alternaria arbusti is the source of this 867-nucleotide messenger RNA. RefSeq lists its product as uncharacterized. The transcript has 2 exons. Lineage: Eukaryota; Fungi; Ascomycota; Dothideomycetes; Pleosporales; Pleosporaceae. The record is from RefSeq and is a predicted model, not a curated record. The coding region runs from base 1 to 867 and encodes 288 amino acids.
AUGAACCGAGCUAUCAACGAUGACGAUGAGGAUUGGACAAAUCCUAAGACAGAUAUCAUGCAGCUCGUACGAUCUGGUGCCGUCCAAGAUGCGAUCCGACGCCGCUACAACCACACCUAUAUCGGCACAGGUAGCCUUACCUCGGCCCCCCAACUCUACCAACCGGCCGACCUAUCUGCGGAAACUUGCGAGAAAAGUUGUGCAAGUCUGCUGCGCUGUUGGACAAACGACGUUCGAUCGCACAUUAGCAGGUCCCUUUUCUGGGUGCUAUUAGUAUCUGUAACACUUCUCGGCAUAGUGCUGCAUUCGAAGCAAAGCAAUGUAGCACCUUUGCUCGAACGUCCGUACGUGUUCACAGUAUUUGCCAACGCGACGGAUGCGCUGGCCAACACGACAGGCUUCAAAAACGAAGCGAUAACAUCUUAUCACGCAGAGAUCAAGCACGCACAUAUGCUCGUUCAGGGGAUUCCUAGCCGGGAGAAGGCAGUUGCCUUGGUCAUUCGACAGCGAAUGAUACCAAGUAUCCAGCAGCUAAGCUGCCUACUGCCGGACGGAGCGCCAGUCAACCACACCGGCUUCUCUAUCAACUCAACGCUAUCCUACGCUCACAAUCUCCUCUCUUACUUUGAGGAGACCCUCGAACCUGUGAGCAAGCUCCUCGAAGCUUUGGCGCUCGACUACAGUAGUAUUGCAAAGCAGCACGAAGCCCAUGUCAAGUACGAAAGUACCUUGACCCGCAAACAGUAUCAUCCGGAGCCUAGACGAUCGGAAGACACAAGCACUCAGCUUGCGCAGCUCGACUCCGACACCAGAGCACUCCAGUAUACGCGCGACGCUGUUUUGUCAGAACGAAAUCUGUGGCAAUGA